UGGUGAUGUAAACGUAAAUUCCAAUUUAAAAUCCGAAGGUCAUUCCAUAGAAACCAAUUUCUUCGGUUUAUCUCUCGCUCACCUGCAAGCAAUCCAAAUGUAUUAAAAAAGAAUUAACACGGUAGUUUUCAUUAUCUUCAACAAUGUUCCUACCUUGUUUCUCGAUCAGCUAACCUCUCAAUCAAAGGUGGCGCCAGUUUGCCAAGAAUCGUUGUACAAGAGGAAGAAAUGAACAAGUUUAAGCGAGUGCAAGCUCAAAAUCGAGCGAGCAUCGAAAGACACCUUGAAGAACACCCGGUGACAAGCUCGUCCAGCGAAGACGAAGACGAAGGGACAACCGAACUUUUAGAAAAAGCAGUAGGAAAUGUCCUAUCUUCGUAUCGAUUCAAAGGAGGAGAUGCAGAGAAGAUUCUGUCCUACCUCAGCAAUACUUUCCAAUCUGGUGGUGCGGUCUGCUUAAUAUGCAUUUCCUCUGUCAAAAAAGUAGAAGCGAUAUGGAGCUGCAUAAGAUGUUUCUCCUUCAUGCAUUUGCCUUGCAUUCAACAUUGGAUACGAGACAGUUUAAACUACAAACGCGAAAGGGAAAUAGCUCCAGUAUGGGCCUGUCCCAAGUGUCGAGCCGAGUACCGAGACGAGGAGAUUCCGAGAGAAUACCGAUGUUUCUGCGGGAAGACGUCAAACCCGCUUUACCAACCCUGGUUAAUUCCCCACUCCUGCGGAGAGGCUUGCGAGAAGCCCUUGGAACCGCGUUGCGGCCAUCGAUGCAUACUUUUGUGCCAUCCGGGACCGUGCCCUCCGUGUCCGCAAAUGGUCACGUCGUCCUGCUACUGCGGAAAACGGGCAGGGGUGUCGAGACGCUGCAACGCCAGAGAAUGGAGCUGCGGAAGCGUCUGCGGGAAGCUCCUCGAGUGCGCGGAGCAUCGAUGCCGCGACAAGUGCCACCCCGGCGAUUGCUCGCCCUGCUCCGAAACGGUGGAAGCACCCUGCCGCUGCGGGGCUGAGGCGGAGGCGCGAAGAUGCAGCGAGUCCAAGUGGGUAUGCGAGCGGCCCUGCGCGACGCCGCUGUCCUGCGGCGUCCACCGCUGCGAGGGCUUCUGCCACCGGGCCGGGGACUGCGGAAGCUGCCCCCUCGAGGGCAACCGGACGUGCCCGUGCGGCAAGAAGAGGUACGUCGUGUCCUGCAAGGAGGAGGACGUGCCGACGUGCGGGGACACCUGCGGUAAGCGACUCGAGUGUGGUAGGCACUCGUGCAGCAUGCGAUGCCACUACGACGGCUGCGGCCAGUGCCUGCAGGUCGUCGUCAAGGCCUGUCGCUGCGGAGCCUAUAAGAAGGAGGUAGCUUGCGCCAAGGAGUUCCACUGCAACACCAAGUGCACGAGGAUGCGCCCGUGCGGCCGACACCCGUGCAACCGGAAGUGCUGCGACUGCCAAGCGAGGGACGCCCCGACCGCCUGCGAAAAGGUCUGCGAGCGGAUCCUCGGGUGCAGGAGGCACAAGUGCGCGGCGCCCUGCCAUCCCGGGCCGUGCUACCCGUGCGGCAGGACCAACGUCGUCCAGUGCCGAUGCGGCGGCAGCCAGCUCGCGGUGCCCUGCGGCACGAGGAAGAGGAUCUCGCCCCCGAGUUGCGACCGGCCGUGCGGGCUCGCGUCGGGGUGCCAUCACCCGCAGCCGCCCCAUCGAUGUCACCAGGGCCCCUGUCCGCCGUGCCGCGCGGUCUGCGACCUAGCGCACGCGGCCUGCGGCCACGCGUGCCCCGCUAUCUGCCACGCCAGGGUCUGGGUGCGGCCGACGGAGGAGGGCGCGUCGCGGCCCGUCGUCGCGGUCGGCCCCUGGCAGCGCAGGCCGCCCAAGUCCGAGCGACGCGUCCUCCGGGCACUGCCCUGUCCGCCCUGCGAGGUGCCCGUCCCGGUAACCUGCUUCGGCGAACACGAAACGCUACCCCGGCCGUGCCAUCUCGCAGUGCCCGACUCCUGCGCCCGGGAGUGCGCCCGGCCGCUGACCUGUGCCAACCACCGCUGUGCGAGGCUCUGCCACCGCCCGGGUGCUCCGGCCUGCGACUCCUGCGAGCGCCCUUGCGAGCUGCCCCGGCCCGAGGGCUGCACCCACGCCUGCGCCAGGCCCUGCCAUCCCGCUCCUUGCGAGCCUUGCCAGCGGCUCGUCAAGGUCUCCUGCCACUGCGGCAUCAACGCCCUGUAUCGGCGCUGCUCCGAGUUGACCCUCGCCUCCCCGGAAGCCAAGCGACAGAUGCUAGCAUGCGGCAACCAGUGCCCCAAAAACUACUCGUGCGGGCAUCGCUGCGUCGACGGCUGCCACGAAGGACCUUGUCCGAGGGAGGACCUCUGCGACAAGAGGGUCAAGGUCUGGUGUAAAUGUAAGCGAAUCAAGAGGGACUUCUCCUGCGAGGUGGUUCGCCUCGGAAAAGCGACGGUAGACUGCGACGGUGCGUGCCUGAAACGAAAGGAAGAACGGGAGCAGCUCCAGGCGAUGGAGCUGGAGAAGCGGAAGGCGGAAGAGGAAACGAGGAACCGCAUGGAGAUAGAGAAGUUUGAGAGGAAGUUCAAGCCCAAGCGCAGGGGGAAGGCGAGAAAUCGGUUCGACGACGGGACGAAAGAAAGUAGGAACUUCUUUUGUCGGAAGAUUUGGUUACCCGCUACAGCUAUCGUGGCAAUUGCCGUCGCGACGGUUUACGUCACCGUUUACGUUUAAUUUGCGGCGUCGAUCGACUUUUUAGAGGGGGGGGAAAAAUCGGCGGGAGCCUCUCUUAAAGGAUAACGUACAUGGUAGCCGUAGGAUAUUUUUAAUUGUUUUAAUUGAAAACGUUUAUCGACGAUGCGACGAAAAUUCUUGGUCUUGGGACGCAUCUUGCCGAAACGACGGGAAUACCAACGGCGUACUAACUCGUAAUCUACGAUUUCGUCGAAACUGAAUGAUCGUGGCCGGGCGUCGAGGCAAAUCGACAAAACUGCGCUUUUCCCGGCUUCUAUAGCUCCGUCACGGUCCCAGGCCAAUGUGUAACGUAUUCGCUAGCAGCGAAAAAAAAAAUCCUUACAAAAAGAAUCUCCCGAUAGGGAAGCAAAUAAUAACUCCUGGAAAUGUUAAUCGUUGGCGGAUGGGUAUGCUCUGCCAUGGGGUGUAAAUAAUGAAUUAACACGAUAUGAAACAUGAGAAGGCUUUACGACGUUCAUGGGAUGUCCUCCCGUUGGACUCUCGAUACGUCGUAAGCAGUUAUGAGGCCCGUCAAACCUCCGUCAAUAAUUAUAACCUCGAAGUUAUCGCAAUCCGAACGAUUCGACAUACCGUCCUAUCCGAACGCAACGCUAUUCGUGAUUUCGUUUUUGUACGUCCAUAUGGGUUGACAAGGAAGAAGAAUAAUUAACGCUUCGUUCAGACGAGAUCGUCUCUCUUUAUAAUCCGCGGGUAAAAUCGUAAUAUCGUUGAGGGUGACGCCCGCCAUCUGGUGAAGCGGAAGCGAACUGCGAGCGACGUUGCGCUGGAUAGAGGAUGAGCGUAUCUUCGUAGAUCGGGGAUGUGAAAAGAAAAUGGCGGCGUGCCGUGAGGUCCCCGAAAAGGGGCGCUACGUUAAAUCGAGUUUCGCGUCGGUGGAACGUCGUCGGAACAUGCCCACUAUCCGCCUAUGACGCGC
Molecule: messenger RNA, 3643 nt
Organism: Orussus abietinus
Lineage: Eukaryota; Metazoa; Arthropoda; Insecta; Hymenoptera; Orussidae
Product: NF-X1-type zinc finger protein NFXL1
Exons: 5
Coding region: 229-2706 (825 amino acids)
Biological process (GO): regulation of DNA-templated transcription
Cellular component (GO): nucleus
Molecular function (GO): RNA polymerase II transcription regulatory region sequence-specific DNA binding; DNA-binding transcription factor activity, RNA polymerase II-specific; zinc ion binding
Source: RefSeq, a predicted model, not a curated record